AUGGCGGGACUUUUCCGCUUGCUUAAAAUGCAGUAUACACCCCCAACAGACCCUUUCACUUCUUUCGCCGGCAAGACAGUGCUGUUGACGGGCGCGACCUCAGGUCUGGGUGAUGAAGCUGCCAUCAAGCUCCUCAACCUCGGCGUGGGCUCCCUAAUCAUUGGAAGCCGCAGCUUGGAACGUGGCAACAAGGUUAAGCUAGAGCUUGAGAAAUGCACCAAUCGCCCCGACACUAUUCAAAUCUGGGAGCUCGAGAUGAGCAGCUUCCAAAGUGUGAAAAGCUUCGCCAGUCGCGCCAAUAGUGAGCUUCAGCGGUUGGAUGUCGCACUACUUAAUGCUGGCUUGUGGAAUCGCGAGUAUACGCAGUCACCCGAGAAGUGGGAGGAGACUCUACAGGUCAACACGUUGUCAACGUCAUUACUGGCGCUCCUGCUUCUUCCCAAGUUGAGAGCAAGUUCCUCUGAUACAGAGCCGACGCAUCUUGGUGUCGUUUCUAGUCAACAAUUUGUGCGUGUGAAAGCUGAAAGUCUUCGGACUGAGGGGCCGUUAUUGGAGCAUUUGAAUUCUGCGGAUCAGUUCCAUGGGCCGAAACAGUAUGGUAUUUCGAAAUUGCUUCUGGAGUAUGUCAUGAAGAAUCUCGCCAAUCUUGUUCGCAACGAUGACGGGACACUACCUGUCAUUGUCAAUACCAUUAGUCCUGGGCUUUGCCGAUCAUCUCUUGGACGACAAUAUGAUCGAUUCUACGAGCGGUGGCUUGUGUGGAUCAUGUACAAGCUUUUUGCACGUACGACCGAACAGGGCAGUCGGCUGUUGGUGACUGGAGUGCUCCAAGGUGCAGAGGCUCAGGGCAAAUGUUGGCGGAACGAUGGAUAUCUGGAUGAGUCCAAAGCCCUCACCGCGGGCGCCGAAGGAAAGGAAUUCCAAGCCAAGGCGUGGGCAGAGAUUCUUGAAGUGUUGGAGCAGCAGGCUGCAGAAGUACAAAUGAUUAUCCAGCAAGCUUAGCUGAGGAAAAGAAAUUGCCCGGUUGGAAACUGCGUGGGGCUCGUAUGCUCGUAUCCCAAAUAUAUCACCAAAGUGGAGCUCAGCGUCCAAUUGGAAGGAGAGACCCGUGGGUUUGCAGGGGUUUAGUUCCGCGGCGAAGUUAUACUCCUUUCGAACGAUUUGGCAACACGCGCGUCGAUAGGGCUGAGCCGUCUGAACUGGCCCUGGGGAUGGAGAGGUUCGUUAUUCGUAAAUCCCUCGGCCAGAGCCAGAUGUGCAUUUGAUUGAAUCAAUACAAUUGGGUGAACAAGUGGAGGAAAAGCAAAAAAAAAGACGUGUAAGCUCCAG
This is a messenger RNA of Penicillium subrubescens, 1329 nucleotides long. RefSeq names its product putative short-chain dehydrogenase/reductase family protein. The record is from RefSeq and is a predicted model, not a curated record. Lineage: Eukaryota; Fungi; Ascomycota; Eurotiomycetes; Eurotiales; Aspergillaceae. The transcript is spliced from 2 exons. Bases 1 to 1002 code for a protein of 333 amino acids.